AUGAAUAUGGAGAAUGGCGGCGGCGACGCUAAUUCCAAUGUGUCACCUACCAAACUCAUGGUCAACUAUAUACCCGAAUUAAUGACUAGAGAUAUGAUGUACGCAUUGUUUUCCGCGAUGGGAAAGAUUGAGAGUUGCAAACUAAUAGCUAACAGAGGCUACGGUUUUGUCGAAUAUGAAAAACACGAGGACGCAGAAAAGGCGAGAGCAGCGUUCAACGGACUCCUUAUGCAGGGAAAGACUUUAAAGGUUUCUUUUGCACUUCUUAACCCGGAGAACAAGGUCAGCCAUAAACCCGACACCGAAUCGAAUCUCUACAUAAGCAAUUUACCGCCCGACAUGACACUAGAGAGACUCAAUAGCCUGUUCAGUCAAUUUGGAAACAUAACCAAUAGCCGCGUUUCGCAAGGAAUUGGUUUCGUAUGUUUCGAGAAUCGCCAACAGGCGGAGGAUGCUAUACAACAUAUGAAUGGACAGACACCGAUUCCCGGCGCGGGUGCAAUAGUUGUUAAGUUUGCCAACAAGCCGAAUGCAAAUAAAAACGCGCCGAGGCCAAUGCAGAGGGUAGUAGGUGGCCCGACGAUUGCGUACAAUGGCGCUGCUGCCGUAUUUAAUGGUACCACACCAGCUUUCAACGGCACUAAUCUCAGUGCGGCGUUCGGUGCGCGCCCCGCUGCUUUUGCUCCAGGAUUUCCUCAGGCUUCACCGCCACCUUUAUUGCCAUCUCCCGGUAAGGCGCUGCCAUUCAUCAAUAAAGGCCAGCAGCGUUUCAACCCUAUGGCGGCAACGAAUCAUACGCCGCUUCCUCUCAUAGGUGCUCCUGCUAGUCCCGUUCCGCUUCUUGGAGCUCCACCGGCCCCCCAUCAGACCACAGUGUAUGUAUACAACAUUGGUGAGGACACUGAGGAGUUGGCGCUGUGGCAACUAUUUGGUCCUUAUGGUGCUAUUGAUUCAAUAAAAGUAAUCAAAGACCCUGAAACUAAGAAAAACAAAGGUUUUGCAUUUGUUAACAUGCGCGAGUAUGAUGAGGCCGCUAUGGCCAUCCAGGCAUUAAAUGGCUAUACGCUCAAUGGACAGGUUCUAUCGGUUAGCUUUAAGACUCAGAAGAGAAACAAUUAG
Molecule: messenger RNA, 1119 nt
Organism: Parnassius apollo (apollo)
Lineage: Eukaryota; Metazoa; Arthropoda; Insecta; Lepidoptera; Papilionidae
Source: the annotation of a GenBank genome assembly